Molecule: messenger RNA, 2271 nt
Organism: Cuscuta epithymum
Lineage: Eukaryota; Viridiplantae; Streptophyta; Magnoliopsida; Solanales; Convolvulaceae
Source: the annotation of a GenBank genome assembly
GCAGAGCAGCCAUCUUGAUUUGCUUUUUGAGUGCCCUUUUUCCAAAUGAGGGAUCAAUCACCCCAUCUCUACUAACUAGCCCUGCCUUUACGUACAAAAAGCAUCCCUUCAUGAUAAAAACACACACAUCAUUUCAUCACUGACCAAACUAUGCGACAAAACACGCACAUAUAAAGGCUAAGAUGUCUGAUUUGUGUAAUCUAAUUAAUUAAAGCAACUCAAUUAAUUUUGUACACUUAAUUAGCUUCUAUAAUUAGUUUGUGGAGUGUGAGUAACGAACGGAUCCAUGAAACUCCUGCCCCGCCAGGCGCACUUUGCUUCUUCGAUCCUUAAUUAUUUCCCAUGUUGCGUCUGCUUUCUUAAUUUGCUUUAACGUACGUAACUUCCUUCUUUCACUUUAAAACAAAAAACAAAGCAAUCAUCAAAUUGUUAAUAUCAGAUGGAGUAUAGCAUGUUUUCUCAUUCAUAUAUAUCUGCUGCCUGUUACUUAAUAAAUUAUGUAGUUUCUUUUGUGUAGUUUCUUCAACAGAUCAGAGAUCAGAGUAAUUCUACUCUUGCAUGUUAUUCCAUGGCUGGGGGACGGGGAUUGCCAAAGUCGUGUAUUCUCCUCAUCGUGGUGGCCGGAAUGGAGAGAUUCACAUUCAAAGGGGUGGCGUCGAACAUGAUGACGUACUUGACGGAUGUGGUGAAGAUGAGCAACUCGUCGGCGGCAAAGAUGGUCAACAACUGGUGCGGCUUCACCUCCAUGGUCCCGCUCCUCGUCGCCCCUCUCGCUGACUCUUUCCUGGACCGCUACACCGCCAUCUCUCUCUCAUCUCUUCCCUAUCUUCUCGGGCUGUUUGCUUUGACAUCAAGGACAUUAAGUUGGCCAUGGAGAAGAACGACUCAUAGUGCUAGCUCCUCUCUCUUAGGGUGGUCUCUAGCUUUGAUCUCCCUCGGCCUCGGCGUUUUCAACGCUUCUUUACAGGCCUUCGGAGCCGACCAACUUGAAGAAGAGGAACACGAUUUUCCGCCUCUGGGCACCGACGGCGACGGCCAGGAGUCGAACUCCGACCGCCGGAGCACGUUCUUCCAGCGCUGGUACUUCGGCGUCUGUUGCGGAUGCCUAGUGGGAAUCGUGGGCAUGUCCUACAUUCAGGACACGGUCGGGUGGGGCCUGGGAUUUGCCAUUCCCGCCAUUGCAAUGGUGGCAUCCUUGACAUUGUUCUUCUGUGGGACCCGGUUUUACAGAGUCAAGAAAACCAAAGAGCCCAGCCUGAUUCAGACCAUCGCUUCAAGUUUGAAGAGUCGCAGUGAAAGUUCAGUGCCGGUGGACAAAUCUGACGUCAUCGUUGAACUUCGCGAUCAGAUCCAGAACCCACUACACUCUCCAAAUUCCAAUGGCGGAAAGAAACAGGACAGUGACAAAAUCAAUCCAUUACACCUUGCCAAGGUAGUCGUCUGUUUGUUGCCAACAUGGAUGACGCUCCUGAUGUUCGCCGUCAUUUUCCAGCAGCCGACGACUUUCUUCACCCGACAAGGCAUGACAAUGGAGAGAAACAUUGGAUCCAAAAUCAAGGUCCCGCCAGCCGCCCUCCAGAGCGCAAUCGCAGUCUCCGUCAUCCUACUCAUGCCAGUGUACGACAAGAUCUUCAUACCCUGCAUACGCGCCUUCACGCGCAAUGAGAAGGGCGUGACAGUGAGGCAGAGAAUGGGCAUCGGGAUGUUCCUCUCCGUCGUUGCGAUGGUGACCGCGGCGUUGACAGAGAAGAAGAGGCUCCACGUCAGUAGGUUACAAGCACCCGAAGAGUCCGAUGUGGUGCCGAUGAGCAUCUUUUGGCUGCUUCCGCAGUACAUUCUCCUGGGUAUUUCGGACAUUUUCACGGUGGUGGGGAUGCAGGAGUUCUUCUACUCCUCCGUGCCGGAAAAUAUGAAGACCUUUGGGGUGGCUCUGAAUACAAGUGUAUUUGGUGUGGGGAACUUCCUCGGGUCGGCAGUUAUCUCAUUGAUUGAGCACUUGACGUGCUCGAGAUCUGCGGGAGAGCAUCGCAGCUGGUUCUCUGACGACAUGAGAGAGGCGCGUUUGGACAACUAUUAUUGGUUUUUGGCAUCUUCAAGCUCUGUCAGCUUGGUGGCCUUUAUUGUCUUUUGCAAAUUCCAGAGGGUUAAAUCAGAAAGCGUAACAUGUUGUUGAUCUUUAAUUUAGAAACUGAUAUGUUAAUCCUUUUUUUCGGACAUAUCAACAUUAACUUUUUCAAGCAUUAAAUCCUUUAUUAUGUGUGUGGAAGUAUG